This is a messenger RNA of Chaetura pelagica (chimney swift), 1782 nucleotides long. RefSeq names its product testis specific, 10 (gene TSGA10). The record is from RefSeq and is a predicted model, not a curated record. NCBI's taxonomy places the organism in Eukaryota, Metazoa, Chordata, Aves, Apodiformes, Apodidae. Bases 1 to 1782 code for a protein of 593 amino acids. The transcript has 13 exons.
AUGUCAAAAAAAUUUUCUUCCCUCCAGGGAGUGAGUUCUGAUCCAGAAGUUUUAAAAAUCUUGAGAGAACGUGAAGAGCUUAAGUCAACGCUGAAAAAAUUAAAGCGCCAUGUGGCAGAAAAUCAGGGUAACAUCAAAGUUUUAACAGCUGAGAGAGAUAGAAUUCUCUGUCUUUAUGAAUGGGCACAGGAAGAGAUUUCCCAACUUCGUCAGGAAGUUAUAAAAUACCCCAGAAGUCGUAGAAGAACUGUGACAGCUCAAGCUAUGUUGAGACAUGUGGAGAUAGAAAGGGAUACAGCACUGUUAGAUUUCCGAAGGAUGACUACAGAACGUGAUAGCCUCAGAGAACAGUUAAAGCUUUCUCAAGAGACUGCGUUUAAAGAAAAGGCUCAUUUGGAACAGCAAAUUGAAGAGCUCGAAACUACUAUUAAAAAUUUAGAUAGUGAAAGGUUAGAGCAGAUGUCCAAAGUGGCGCUAAUGAAAGACACUAUUGAUUCCCUGGAAACUGAGACAAAAAGAUUGGCAAGAAGAGCAUUGGACUCUGAAACUGAGCUGAGCCGGCAAAAAGCUGAAUAUGUUUCACUUAGUUUAUUGCAUGAAAAGGCAAAACAGUCUCUUUCAGAGAUUCAGCGAAGCCUUACUAAGAAAGAAUAUGAAAUCCAAGAGAAAAUUAUGCUUUUAAAUGAAAAAAAUGAAAGCUUUUCAAGACAAAGUCUUGUACAACAAGAGGAGAUUUGUGCUUUGAAGGAAACAAUUGCACGACUCGAUAAAGAGAAGGCAACUCUGCAAGGUUGUGUGGAAGAAGGAAGAGCGAAGAUCGCUGCUUUCGAGGAAUCCCUGGCAACUAAAGAGAAAAUAAUUUCAGAUUACAAGAUUCUGAAUUCUGAGUUGGAGCGUUCAAAAAAAAAAUCUGCUGAAGCACUCAGUAUCUAUGAGAAAGAUAACACCAGUCUGCGUCAAGAGCUACAAGAAACCAACCAAGUACUUGCACAGACUAACAAGAAAAGAGAAUCAUUGGCUCAGGAGAAUGACAGGCUACAAGAGCAUCUUUCUAAUCUUAAGCAAGAAAACCAGGUACUAUGUAAAAAACUAGGGCAGUUCCAAAAGCAGCUUGAUAUAAAGUUGAAAGCCCAGGAGGAUUCAAGCACAGAUAUUGUCAGGCUGAAGGGUGCACUGAAGUCUAAAGAGAGGGAGAACAGUGAGCUUCUGGAGAAUUACCAGAAGGCCCGAAAACAAGGAGAAAGUUGGGAAUCAAAAUGCCAUCGAGCAGAAACAGACUGUAGCUCUGUUAGACUCGCACUGACCAGGUCAGAGUCUGAGAACCUCAGGUUGAAAGAGAAAAUGGAGUUCCUUGAAUCAGAGAUAGAACAACUGCAGAGCAAGUGCAAGUCAUCCCAUUCUGAAAUAGAACUGCUGAGAAAACAACUGGAAAAUGAAAGAGCAUCUAUGAAAAACCUGGAAUCUUUGCUUGCAGCCAAUCGUGAGAAAGAAUUUCAGUCACAGAUAGCAAAGCAAGAAAAAGACUCUGAAAUUCAGUUUCUUAUGGAACAGCUUUCUUUAACAGAAAAUAAACUUGCUGUGCAGCGACAAGAUUUAUCUCAGCUCAGAAACAGAGCAGCUGAGCUCGAGCUGGAACUGGAUUUCACCAAAAGACAGCUGGGGACUGAGCGCUUUGAAAGGCAAGUCUGUGUGUUUGCAUCGAGCUUCCUGCAUCUGAUUGGGGUGAAAGGCAAUAUUGUACUAAAACUUAGACUAAUUAGUAGGUUAAACAGCAAAGUUUGA